AUGCCUUUUCUCUCCGGGUCCACUGAACAUUCCACGGGGAUCAAAAAAGCGAGGUUACUUAUUAUCAACCCCAAUGCCACGCAAGCAUUCACGCAAUCGAUCCAACGAACACUGAUCCCCCCACCUGACAUGAUCCUGGAUUUUUACAAUCCCUCUCACCCGGAUGCUCCGUACAGUAUAGAAGGGUCUCACGACAGUGUCAUUUCUGCGGCAGCUUGUGUGAAGGAUCUUAGAGGUCAAUUGGAUAAAUGGAGCGGAUUCGUGGUAGCUUGCUUCUCAAAUCACCCUUUGACCGCUUCUCUGCGCGAAUUGACGUCCUCACCGGUGACAUCCAUUCUAGCUGCUCCUCUCCUUCUUGCAUCGAACCUGGGCUCUCGGGUUGGAAUCUUGACGACCUCACCACGCUGGGUGCCACUCCUCACACAUGAUAUUCAUUCACUGCAUCUCUCGCAGCAAUGCUCAGCCGGUGUGGUUUCAUCUGGUCUUUCGGUUCUCGAUCUUGAGGACUUGCCUCGUGAGGAAGUAAUGGGAACUUUAGUCAGGAUCGCCAAGGAGGAGCUAGAGGAAAAAAGAGAUGCGGAUGUCAUCGUGCUUGGAUGCGCGGGGAUGGUGGGAUUGGACAAGGAGAUUCAGGCAGUCUGCAGAAGCGGGAUGGUAGUGAUUGAUCCUGUAAUUGCGGGAGUCGAACUGUGUGCUACUUUAGUCAGAAUGGGUCUGUCCACGGGGAAAUUAGGCAUGUAUGCAGCUGUUUAG
Molecule: messenger RNA, 753 nt
Organism: Kwoniella botswanensis
Lineage: Eukaryota; Fungi; Basidiomycota; Tremellomycetes; Tremellales; Cryptococcaceae
Exons: 3
Coding region: 1-753 (250 amino acids)
Source: RefSeq, a predicted model, not a curated record